AUGACGAAUCCAAGCAAGCUGGGACUCGCUGCCUACCGCCGGGAUAACCAACUCCCUUGGAGGGAGGGAGAGCCGGAGGACCAGCCCUUCCUGGACGGGACUACCCCACGAGUGAAAAAGUCCGUGGCACUUCCAGCCCGCCGCCCAUCCCCGUGUGCUCCCGAAACUGCGGAUAGAGUGCAGAAAAAAAUAUUGGUGAAGCAAUCAGGCUAUGAAUAUUCUGAAGGAGGAUUAGAAAAAACCAGCAUUUCAGAGUAUGUCCUGUCUGUCCUGCAAUUUACCUACCCUACCCUUUUUCAAGGGUGGCAAACACUGGUGGGUGGACUUCUGCUUCACAUCUCCUGGAAGCUGGGCUGGGUGGAGAUAAACCUGUGUUCAAGGUCUGAAAUUCUGUCAUGGCUUCCUGCAUCAGUGCUUUUUGUGGGCACUAUUUAUGCCGGCUCCAGGGCACUGUCUAGAUUGCCAAUCCCGGUGUUCCUCAUCGUGCACAACGCGGCGGAAGUCAUAUCCUGCGGGUUCCAGAAGUUUGUGCAGAAAGAGCAGAUCUCUCAUCUGAAAGUCUGUAGUGUGCUGUUCCUCCUGGCAGCAGCAGUGUGCCUUCCUUUGUGUGACACACAGUUUGAUCCAAAUGGAUAUUCAUGGGCUCUAAUUCACUUGAUCUGUGUUGGGGCUUACAAAGUAUUUCACAAGUUGUGGAAACCUGGAUCUUUAAGUGAUCUGGACCAACAGUACAUCAACUAUGUAUUCAGUGUAGUGCUGUUGGCCUCUGCAUCCCAUCCAGCAGGUGAUCUCUUCAGUGCCUUGGAUUUUCCAUUCCUGUACUUCUACAGGUUUCAUAGCAGCUGCUGUGCCAGUGGACUGUUGGGAUUCUUUCUGAUGUUGCACACAGUGAAGCUAAAAAGCAGCACAACCUCAGGGCAAUAUGCAGCCUGGAGUUUCCUUGCAAAGGUUAUCACUGCUGGCUUAUCACCGUUCUUCUUUGUCAUGACUGCCAAUGUACUAACAAUUUCUUGCCUUGUGAUCGGUGGAGUUGGAGAAGCAUUACUUGUUUACAGUGAAAGGACAGGCACAUAAAGAGGAACCAGAUCUCACCAGCUGGAAAAGAGCUGACUUUCAGCCUAGAGACACUAGCAUGAAAAAAAGUGGCAGCAGGAAUGAAGAAGUGCAACCAAACAUGAGGAAAGGGAUCUAUUUUUUUUAUUUUUUUUUUUUAAUUAAGAAAAUAACCUAUGCUAUUAAUAAUGCUGGUAAAGGAACAGCAUAGUUGGCAAAGAUGGUAAGGAGCCUUUACCUCAAAGCACAAGACAAACUAUGUCAGAUUGAUGUGGUAAAAGGAAAACUGCACUGUCUCAUGCUGAUGGCUCUGUGUGAGCACCACUCAGUAGCAGCUUCUUGCACAGGGAACUAAACUCAGGAAAAAGCAGCAUUCCCCACUGGAUGCCUCCAGUGGUUGUUUUUUUUUGUUUGAAGCAGACCGCAGGUCAUACCAAACAAUGUCAGAGCCCAGACCCUGCCAUAAACUCAGGAUCUGGAAGGACGGAUUUUGCCUCCAACUGUGCUGUAAGCAGCAAGCUGCCACACACAGGUCUCUAGUCAUGUUGUCUGAAUGGGCACAGGGACUGAGGCCAAGGGGCUUGUGGAGAUAAUCCCCUUCUGGAACUCUGGCAGCUUGACAGCUUUGCAGAAAGGGAAAAUCAGCAAUAAAUCUCAAUAUCUGUAGUGAUUGCUCUUUGUGAAUUUUUUUCUCUCCCAUUUGCUGAGAUUUCUCUUGAACUCCGCCAAUUUUUGUCAGCUGGAGGGGGUGGAGGGACACGUACUGUUCCCAGCAGUGGUUUGUCUCUUAAAUUAUUGCAAGAGGAAACAAAGAAUGAAUGUCAUAAAGAGUGUAAGGAAAUUAAUCUCAAGAGUUCUUAAAAUAAUUUCACUUCUGGUUGCUUAAUAACUGUUAAAAAUUAAUCUUGAUAUAUUAGAGCCUGCAGUCUAUGUGAAAGUAAUAUUAAAUGAUGAGUUUAUAUUGUGGGAAA
This is a messenger RNA of Cyanistes caeruleus (blue tit), 2024 nucleotides long. The record is from RefSeq and is a predicted model, not a curated record. Lineage: Eukaryota; Metazoa; Chordata; Aves; Passeriformes; Paridae.